UCAACAGGUCAAUGUUCAAAGCAGAGACUCAGAAAACAAAAGCAACAGUGAGAAACGAAUUCUGCAUUCUGGGUUCCUGAUAUCUAUGCACUACAUUCUGCAGAAAAAGAUCCUACAGCUCUCAUAAAGCAGGAAGAAGUGUCAACAGGCCAGGAUGGCUGUGAAGCUGCUGUUCCUUUGGCUGCUGCUGCUCCUGUUCAGUCUCAGCUGGACUGAAGAGCAGAGGUGUCUGAAAUAUGCCUCAAGCUGCGACCAGUGCAUCAUGGCGGGCUCUGAAUGUGCUUGGUGUACAUCUCCAGGUGUUAGCAUUCGUUGUGCAACAACAGAGCACCUGCAGAGCAGUGGCUGUCCCAGAAGCCAGAUUUAUAACCCUACUGGCAGAGUGUGGGUGCUAAAGAAUGUUAGACGGGCUGACCAGGACGCUAGGAUGCAUAAUACCAGAGCUGUUUUUCUGGAGCCCCAGGAGGUUUCCGUCUACCUGAGGCCUGGAGUUCCUGAGCUCAUUUCUCUCACCAUCUCCACAGCACCAGGCCAUCCUACACCAGAGCUGAUUAUGGACCUCAGCAACGCACCAGCUGAAGUUAAUGUCACCCUCAGCAACAUAGUCACAGAUAACCCAAGACACCUACAGGUGAGUGUGGAAGUCAGCCAGUGUCCCAGUAAGAGUGGAACCUCAAACCAGAACAGAAAAGGACCCUGGUCUAUUCUCAUAACACCCAGAGGGUUUUCCGAGGGCUUCAAGCUAGAGAUAUCAUUGAUGUGUGAGUGUAACUGCACCGGGAACUGUGCUGAAAACAGCCCAGAGUGCAACGGCCACGGGGCUCUGGUCAAUGGUUAUUGCGAAUGCCACACGCCUUAUUUUGGAGUCAGCUGCCAGAUUAAAGGCGAUGCCGUCUCCUACCAAGACGAAGAGCGGUGCCGCUCCAGGCCGAACGAGCCAGUUUGCAGCGGCAGGGGCUCUUGUGUGGAGGGCAUCUGUGAGUGCAACAAAAGGGAAAAUCCAAAGGAGGCGUACAGUGGACGAUAUUGCGAGUGCAGCAAUUUUAACUGUCCACACCUCAACAACAGACUCUGCGGAGGCAACGGGAGGUGUGAAUGUGGAAGGUGUCAGUGUGAAAGUGACUGGAUCGGUGAGGACUGCAGCUGCUCCAUGCAAACCGCUUCGUGUUUGGGGAGGAACCAGAUACUGUGCAGUGGGAGAGGGUUAUGUGACUGCGGCAAGUGUCAGUGUGAUCCUCCGUACAGUGGCCCGACAUGUGAGGACUGCCCCGCUUGCCAGGGCUUCUGCCAGGAGCUUGCUGCGUGUGUGGAGUGCAGAGCGUUUGGAACAGGAGCCAACAAAGACACUUGUGGCAGCGAGUGUGGACACCUCAAUGUGAAAAUGGUCCAGACCAAAAAUGAGCUGCAGGGAAAUCUCUGUAAAAUGAUGACCUUUGACAGGCUUUGCGUAUUCUACUUCUCAAGACUGCCCUCUGGUGGAGAGAUAGCUGUGAGUCAAACUAAAGAGUGUUGAUCCACCUACUUUCAUGAUGUUUCUCAAGUUAUGAAGGUUUGUACGUCCUGACAUUAACAUUUAUGGUGUAGUAAACCUUUUUUUGGUAUUGAGUAUCUGAGAAGUAAACAGAUAAACAUGGAUUGAGAAAGAAUGUCUAGAAAGGAAAGGACUACGUACAGCCAUUCGUAUGAUGAUGCAGUUGUUUCUGGUUGUGAGGCUGGUGCUGUGCUGGAAGCGAAGGUCUCUGGCCUGAAGCUGCAGCUCCUGACAAAGUUCUGUCUUCUUCUUUUCUGUCAAAUAAAAACACAUUAAAGGAGAUAUUAUUUCAGAUACUAGUA
Cyprinodon tularosa is the source of this 1833-nucleotide messenger RNA. Its product is annotated as integrin beta-1-like. Gene Ontology annotation, cellular component: cell surface; focal adhesion; integrin complex. The transcript has 7 exons. Gene Ontology annotation, molecular function: integrin binding. Gene Ontology annotation, biological process: cell migration; cell adhesion mediated by integrin; integrin-mediated signaling pathway. Lineage: Eukaryota; Metazoa; Chordata; Actinopteri; Cyprinodontiformes; Cyprinodontidae. The coding region runs from base 155 to 1513 and encodes 452 amino acids. The record is from RefSeq and is a predicted model, not a curated record.